UAAUAUUGCUUUAUAUAGCAACAUUAUUUAUUUUUCGUUUUAUUUAUUAGUCUCCAUAUUUUGACUUUCAUUUUAUUAUUCUUUUAUAGAUUUAUUUUUGUAUUUAGGCACUCUCACUACUCCAUACAUGAGAUUAAAUGCAAUGCCUAAUAGAAAAGAAAUAAAAUCUAAGCACAAUACAGUAUUUUAAGCAAACUAAAAUAAGACUUUAACAAAAAAAAGCAAUCCUGACAGUGAUUCUGAUGUAGCAAAGUAAUAUUACGCAUCAUAAUAAAAUAUUGCACUUAAAAAUUCAUUUAAAACUUUGUAAUUUAAUUUAUAAAUUAUUUUCAGGCAUUGAUUAAUAUUGAAAUGCAUUUGUGCAUUAAACAAUUAAGUGAUUAUUAUUGAUGAAUCCAAUAAUAGUUUGUUAGAUUAGGCCUUGUUUUGAAACAAGACUACAAAAAAAACAAAAUUAGAGAAUCAGGAGGAUGAAAUAAGUGAAUUAAAAAUGAACCAUAAAGACCCGUGUCUACAUUUUUUUCAAAUUGAUAUUCUAUAUCCAAUACAUUUUUGGUCAUACCUAAUUCCAAGAAAUGAUCCAUCAGUAAUCUUUGCAUCUCCAAUAAGCUACUAAGCUUUUGUCAGAAGCACUUAACUGUGGUCUGAUAGAAUAGUUUUUUGUAAAACAACAUUCUCACAACAUUAAAUGACUCAAAUCGAACCAUUCUACUUGUCAAGCUUGAUCAGUGAGUAAGUCUAGAGAUGACCAAGCAUGCUUAUACAGGUUCUAAAUUGUACCUCAGUAGGAAUAAUCAGCUGAGAAAUACACAUCAAACUCUGUUCUGUCCAACACGUCAGUAGAUCAUCAUGUCGUGUUCCAGCAGCUACUCAGUCCUGACAAAGUUGAACAUUCCUGCAUAGUUUCUAUUUCAAGCAGUGAUAAAACUCAGUCAUGUACACCGAUCGGACACAACAUUAUGACCACUGACAGGUGAAGUGAAUGACAUUGAUCAUCUUGUUAUAAUGCAACGUUCUGCUGGGAAACCUUGAGUCCUGACAAUCAUGUGGAUGUUUAACAUGUAACACCCACCUAAACACUGCAGGUCAAGCAACCCACCACCUCCCAUGCCAACAACAGUCCUUGAUGCUAGUUGCCACCCUCAGCAGGACAAUGCACCCCGACAUACUGCAAAAACUCAUCAGGAGUGCGUCCAGAUAGCUCAGCUGGCUGAGUGGGUGACCCAUAAACAGAGGCUAUAGUCCCUGAUGCAGCGGCCUGGGUUCGGUUCUAGCUCAGGCUCUAUGCUGCAGGUCUACCCCCCAUUCUUCUCCCUACUUUCCUGUCAUCCCUCUACUAACCUGUCAAAAAAAGACCAAAAAAUUACUUUAAAAACUGCUCGGGACAGAGCUAAGCUGUUCACCUUACUUCCACACUCCCCAGAUCCAAAUCUUAUUGAGCAUCUGUGGGAUGUACCACUAGGUAGGUCCUGAGUCCAUUGCCCACUGGAUCAGAGGAGUUUCAGCAGCAUAAAGACACCAGUACAAUAUUAGACAGGUGGUCAUAAUGUUACGCCUGAUCAGUGGACAGCAAAGUGCAAACAUAUUCAAGGAUGAGCUCAAACAAAGAUUCUGUAAGUAAAUGUGGGAAUGGUUUAAGUUGGACAAAUCAUUGAAAUAUUCAAUAUCUGGUCCUACUUGACCUCUGACCUCUCACUGCUGACUGCAUUGAAUCAUUUAUCACAGGGACUCAUUUUAAGGUCAACGCUUUAUGAGCUGCUUGUGUUGUUGAAAACAAUAUUAAAUGAAGAGAAAAACGUUCAUCGCUGCACUGAAACAGAUUCUCACUUUGUAACAACAGAGCUUUUUUGUAGAAACAAAGCCUAAUCAACUUAAGCAUUAACUAAACAUUUGUUCACAGUGAAUACUGUGCUGAUUGCUCAACAGUAUUAUGGGUUUUAUAUGUCAGAACAAGAUCAAGAGAUUAGACUGUGUAGAUACAUGUAUACACUGCAGGAGGAAUGCAGAACAACAAUGGUAUGACUUUCAGCGUUGUGGUUAAUGAUGGCAGUACCACAAGCUGUGCUGCAUAAAUGGCUUAAGCCUGGGAGCAAAUGGAAAAAAAUCCCACCACCCCUACACUGAUCGUUUGAUUUUUAUGUAAACAUGUUCAAAUUAGAGCCGAAACUCUGUGUUUUCUUUCAUGUAAAAUCCAUUGUGCUGGUAUGCCAAAAACAUGUCACUGUGCUAAUCAUUCCCGACUGCACUGUGUAUACGACCAACUUAAUAAAGCAGCCAGCCUCGGGUCUGCCAGCGUUAUAAUGUCCGUGACAGAUGAUAUAAUAUAAAGUGAUUGGGCGUCAGUAAAUCCAAUUUAUGACGCAGAAACAGUUUAUUCCAAUAACUGGCCUUUGAGCUGUGGGUUGCUGUCACUUCAUGUUUGAGCUCAGAGGCACAAAUGGCCUCAGCAUAAAAAAUGUAAUUAUAAAUAAAUGUAAAACUUGUUUUGUAAGGCAAAAAUACAAGAUGUAUUAGUACAGACUGGUAAUCAGCUGUUACUGUUUAAAUCUUUAUUCCCAUGUAUUGAUAAAUGCAUUUUGCUGCACAUAUUUGCAGGUACUGUACCUGCACAUGCUUCAUUUCUAUCCUAUGUUAGCCAACUCCAAGCACUGGAGACUCAGUUUUAAGUUGAAAAACAUCAUGUGCUUUUGGCUUCUCCUUGCAUGUUAAUAGUUUGUCAGUUUUCUGAUGACUUGCACUCCUCUCGGUGGACUUUAUCUCGUCUGUGCGCAUCAGUGCAUAUGUGUGUGUCACGUGAUUCUCCUUAGCAAUAACUCCAACUGCCGUCACUCAACACCUGCUGUUACCUUAGCAGAUAGGAGGAAUCUAAAAACCAGAAGAACAAGUCGCAAAACAAAUCCAUCACCUGACCAAAGAGGUGUUUAACAGCGGAACAAGCAGGCGGAUACUGACACUUGGCAGCCAGGUAUGUAGAUGUUGGCGUGGACCAGCAGCUUUCCAGCACCGCUCAUUAUAUUUAAACUGCACCCCAGAUCCACCUCUGCCAAAUCAGCUGCAGUAAUAAGUAGUCAUUUCCACUUCAGGCUCAGCAGGCGAGCUCGUUUACGAUCAGCAUGUAGGAAAUGCCUGCUGGGUGGGAGGGACCAGUCAGGUAAACUGCCACCGUGUUAAGAAAACGCACACACAAGAAGAAAUAUUUGUUCUCCCCUCCAGCUGUUGAGUGGUACAGACGCCUGAAGGCAACUGGAAGAGUUUGAGCAACAUGAGCUCUCAAGAUGAACUGUCCCACGAGUGGAUGGACAGCCUUGGGAACUGCUCUCCAAGGAAAGAGAGGACUGGUUUGGGUGAAUACGGCCACCCUCUGGGAGACGACUGCGACACCUUGGAGCCGUCGUUCGUGGACACUGCGCAGCUCUUCCCACUCAUGGAGACCAAGCUGUACAAGCGGCGGUGGGUGAUGCUGUUCGUCUUCAGCUGCUACUCCAUGAGCAACGCCUUCAUGUGGCUGCAGUACGGCAUCAUCAGCAACAUCUUCAUGCGCUUCUACAGCAUCGACUCCUUGGCCAUCGACUGGCUCUCCAUGAUCUACUUCCUCACCUACAUCCCCCUCAUCCUGCCGGUCAUGUGGCUGCUGGACAGUCGGGGCAUCAGAGACGUUGUGGUGGUGGGUUCGGCCUUCAACUGCAUCGGGGCCUGGAUCAAGACGAGCACGGCCAACUCCAACAUGUUCGCCAUGACCUUCUUCGGGCAGUUUGUAUGUUCGGUGGCCACGGUUUAUAUCCUGGGGAUCCCGUCCAGACUUGCGUCGUUGUGGUUUGGGCAGCAGGAGGUGUCCACCGCCUGUUCCAUUGGCGUUCUGGGGAACCAGAUGGGUAUUGCCAUCGGGUUCCUGGUGCCACCCAUCCUCGUGCCUAAUGUGGAUGAUAUGACUGAGCUGGCGUAUCACAUCAGGAUCAUGUUCUACAUCAGUGCAGGUGUCGCCACCUUCAUCUUCGUCCUCGUCAUCAUCGUGUUUCAGGAGAGACCGGAGCUCCCUCCCACCCAGGCCCAGGCUCAGGCCAGGAGCAUACAACCUGAUGAGUAUUCCUACAUGGCCUCCAUCUUCAGGCUGCUGCGCAACAAACCCUUCAUGCUGCUGGUGGUCAGUUAUGGCCUGAACGUCGGCUGCUUCUACGCUAUUUCCACACUGUUGAACCGGAUGAUCAUCGAACACUAUCCUGGUGAAGAGGUGAAUGCUGGGAGAAUUGGACUGACCAUUGUCAUUGCUGGCAUGGCAGGGUCCCUCAUAUGUGGCAUUUGGCUGGACAAGACCAAAACCUACAAACAGACCACCCUGGUUGUAUAUGUCCUCUCUCUGGUUGGGAUGCUGGUCUACGCCUUCACCCUCAACCUGGGUCACCUGUGGGUGGUGUUUGUCACAGCUGGAGUCUUAGGCUUCUUCAUGACUGGUUAUCUGCCUCUGGGCUUUGAGUUUGCAGUAGAACUGACCUACCCAGAGUCAGAGGGGACCUCAUCUGGACUGCUAAACUGUUCAGCGCAGAUCUUUGGAAUCAUUUUCACCAUCUCCCAAGGGAAGAUUAUUGAUAAAUGGGGAACCUUAGCUGGAAAUAUCUUCCUUUGCAUCUUUCUACUAAUAGGGACAGUAAUGACAGGCCUCAUCAAAUCUGACCUCCGCCGGCAGAAGGCCAACCAGCAGACCGAGGUGCAGACAGUGAGUCCUACAGGCUCCAUCUCAUCGGUGCAGGACUACGGGGCCACGUCGUGCGGUCGCCCCUGGCAACGGCAGUCUUGACAAUAACCCGCAACCUCACUUAAACCAAAACACACACCUGCCAAGAAAAUAACAGCUGAUCUGGAAGGAGGCGCCUCUCCACCUGAAAUCCUGAAAGAGGGGAAGCUAUAAGAAAGACAGACGUUCCCUCUGUCAAAGACAUCAUGUACAGAUAUAAAAAAAAAGAAGUAGUGACACAUCAACAUGCAUAGAGGUGCACUAACGAUAACAGAGGAAAAAUCUGCUUUAGGGAGUGAGUAGAUGGAGACUGAAUCAUCACACUGAACUGCUGUCAGUGAUGUUUAACCUGCUGUACGUCUGGUGUCCUGUUUGGACGCCACACUGCAGAAAUGCACACCACUAUCCCAAGUGCAGCUUAGCUCUUCCCAAACCAUCAUGCACAUGGGGAGUGCACUGGGAAAGUUAUUUUUUUUAAAUCCCUUGACUAAAUAUAUUUAGUAAACUUUAAUUUUAUUCAAUAAGGGCAUUUUACUCGUCAUGUCCAGUGCACUUUAGUGACUCCAACAUACUGGACUGAAUUUUAAAGACUUGCCUCUGUAGCUUUUACUGCCGCCCUCUGAUUGGUGUUAAUGUAGUGUUUCAUGCAUUUAAUGAGCAAUAUUUAAACUGUUUCCUCAUAUUGGACCAAUAUUGUGUGUAACUGAACUCAGUCUUUACAUUGCUGAAGGUAUUCAUUUGAGUGUUCUGUUUUUAGAAUAUGCAUGUUAAAUGCAGACUAGGGACUGUGACGUCAUUUCCUGUCGUGGCAGUCGGUUCACCUGUCCGCCAUUCAGGAUCACAUGGAAGUUUUACUUCUGAUUACUGCUGAUUAUGAAUGAUUGAUGCUGUGCAUCUGAGUACACUUUGGAAGGUCACUUUUGUCCUCAUUUUACUGUAAGUGUCUCUACAAGAAGACAUUAGGAGCUAGAUGAACAUGUGAGAGCAUCUGGAACAUAAAGAAUGUCAGCACAGCACCACAUGAUGGAAGGAUGAGACAAAUCAACUCUACUGUCCUUGUCAUUUUGCACACUAAACUGUUUUUAUGUACACUUUUAGCUUGUAAAUGUGUUACUGAGACAUGUAGUUCAUGCUGUGUAGCCAGUAUUUAUGUUUUACUUAGUGUGUUGAGACAAACUGUCUGCCCAUUUUCCUAUUUUAUCAUGAUUGUUCUGUGAUUGUGAGAGUUAUUCUUUGAGUGGCGUCUUCGGACAUUUUAGCGUUGUGAAUUUUCUAAACCCUCAGAGUUUUCGCCAUUUUGUAUGAUGUGAACUGAUUUAGUUGACAAUAAAAAUCUUUAAACUGCAA
Messenger RNA from Amphiprion ocellaris (clown anemonefish), 6076 nucleotides. It is a transcript of the gene flvcr2a, whose product is annotated as FLVCR heme transporter 2a. Gene Ontology annotation, molecular function: heme transmembrane transporter activity; heme binding. The transcript has 11 exons. The record is from RefSeq and is a predicted model, not a curated record. Gene Ontology annotation, cellular component: membrane. Gene Ontology annotation, biological process: heme export; transmembrane transport. NCBI's taxonomy places the organism in Eukaryota, Metazoa, Chordata, Actinopteri, Pomacentridae. The coding region runs from base 3263 to 4792 and encodes 509 amino acids.